Molecule: messenger RNA, 1124 nt
Organism: Centruroides sculpturatus (bark scorpion)
Lineage: Eukaryota; Metazoa; Arthropoda; Arachnida; Scorpiones; Buthidae
Product: tetratricopeptide repeat protein 7B-like
Exons: 3
Biological process (GO): protein localization to plasma membrane; phosphatidylinositol phosphate biosynthetic process
Cellular component (GO): plasma membrane
Molecular function (GO): protein binding
Source: RefSeq, a predicted model, not a curated record
GUUCUUUGUUUCGUAUAACACAGAUUCGCAUAACAUGGCAAUUUUCUGGAACAUAACUCCUUUGUUAUAUGGGGGUUACCUGUAUACAAAUUUGAGAUAGGAUGAGUGCUUACUUGAAUAAAAAAAGUAUCAAAUGAAGGCGUUUUGCACUUAAAAGUUGUGAAAUUUUGUACGGAGGAUAUUAGAUUCUACCAUAUUGGAACCUUCCAAUAUUGUAGAACCUGAGGAAGGCCAUUAAAUAUAGCCGAAAACGUUAGUUCGAUUAAAGAAAUUUCUAGAAAAAGAGUGGAAGGUUUUAUAAUACUUACUUACUUGUGUACGGAGGAUUUUUUCCAAAUUCUGAAAUUGUGUUAGAGCAAAACCAGAAACUGUGUUGUACAGGGAGAUAUCCCUAAUUUUCAAACUAUGUUGUACUGGGGAUACCUGUAUUUAAUUUGAUUAAUGAUAAUUAUUUCAAAGUUGUAAAUAUGGAUGAAACAGUUGUAUCUUUUACAUUUUUUCCAUUCUUUAGUUAUGUCUUCAAUAAUUAAUUUGGUAUUUAAAUUAUAAAAGAUAGCAAAUUUGAAAAAGAGUCUGGUAAUAUACCAAGUUGAAAUUGUUUUGUAAACAGUUAGUUUUAGAGAUAAAUCAUCAAAAGUUCAAUAUCAAUAAAAUUUUAAAUUACUUAUAAAUAAAAGCAUUGAUUAUUACUUUUUAGUGAUAUGAAUGAUGGUGGUUUGCAAAGAGUCACAAGUGAGAAUAAAAGUGUAUUCCAGUUGCAUUCUUCAGAACUGUCUGAUGGUGAUUCGGGAAAUUCUGUGAUAGUAGCUACUAGAAUUGAACAAGCUCUGUCAGAAGUUGCAUCUUCAGUUGGUGGUUUUCAACCCAAACCUGGUCCACAAACAGUUUGGUUACUACAGUUACACAUCUGGCUGCUGAUAGCUGAGCUUUAUUUACAUUUGGGUCAGGUAUCAGAAGCAGAAGCGUGCAUUCAUGAAGCUUCCAGCAUAUUUCCACUGUGUCAUCAAUUAAUGGUUAUGAAAGGCAUGAUCCAUAAAUAUAAAAGAGAAUAUCAUGAAGCUAAAACAUGUUUUCAAAAUGCAGUUGCUAUUAACCCACUUCAUGUGAAAGCUCUUCAACAUUUA